This is a messenger RNA of Brienomyrus brachyistius, 1340 nucleotides long. RefSeq names its product homeobox protein HMX2-like. Gene Ontology annotation, molecular function: DNA-binding transcription factor activity, RNA polymerase II-specific; RNA polymerase II transcription regulatory region sequence-specific DNA binding. NCBI's taxonomy places the organism in Eukaryota, Metazoa, Chordata, Actinopteri, Osteoglossiformes, Mormyridae. The record is from RefSeq and is a predicted model, not a curated record. Gene Ontology annotation, biological process: regulation of transcription by RNA polymerase II. Bases 345 to 1148 code for a protein of 267 amino acids. The transcript has 2 exons. Gene Ontology annotation, cellular component: nucleus.
UUAGUCAAACCGGCGCUGUUUUUUUUUCUGUGGAUGUCUCUCGGUCCCUGCAUCGCUCCGUACAAGAAGACAGGCGUUUUGAAAUUUCCGGGGCAUAGUUUACGCUUGUGAUUGGCCCAUGAGAAGCUUACCAACAUGCAAAAUGAGGCAACGCCACAACACUGCCUCUAGUCGACAGCGGAUGGUAGUAGGUAGAAAUACGUAUAAGACUGUGCGUUCAAGAAAAAAAAACCCUCCCGACAUCACUUUUUAAUCUCUCCACAUAUACGGAACACGGGUUUAUGUUAUCGUUCUUUUUGCAUACACAUAAAGGCUUCUGAUUCCCCCAGUGUUAUGAAUCCAGCAUGAGUAGCACAGAAGACAAUGGUAGCAAAUGCUCACCGGCCCCAGUUUCCAGCUUCACCAUUCAGUCCAUUCUGGGCACCGCGUCUGAAGGCGCGCGCGCAGAGAAUUCCAAGGAAGGGCUGCACAGGAAUCGCGCGCUGUCCGUAUCGUCCGAGGAGUGCAGUGGAGGAGAAGAGCCUGUGGAUUGUUACUGUGCCGAGGCCGGAGACCAGCACUGUGAUGGUCGACAGCAGGCUCUUAACUUUUCUUGUUUGAACGCAGCGAAAAGAAUCGCAUCGGUUCCAGGUGGAAUAGAAAAGGGGAAGAAUUCAUCAAAGGGUGUAUUACAGGAUUACAAAGAGGAAAAGCAGAGACCAUGUAGCCAGAUGUCACCCGUCUCUGACGGAAGGAAAAGAGACGCCGAAGACAAACAUAGUAACUCCGCCAAGAAGAAGACCCGCACGGUGUUCUCGCGGAGUCAGGUGUACCAGCUGGAGUCCACCUUCGACAUGAAACGCUACCUGAGCAGCUCCGAGCGGGCCUGUCUCGCCUCUAGCCUACAGCUCACAGAGACCCAGGUCAAGACAUGGUUCCAGAACCGCAGGAACAAAUGGAAAAGGCAGCUCUCGGCAGAACUUGAAGCAGCCAACAUGGCACACGCUUCUACACAGACUCUGGUUGGGAUGCCACUUGUUUUUAGAGAAAAUUCCCUACUCAGGGUUCCAGUGCCAAGGUCCAUUGCUUUCCCCACACCUUUGUAUUAUUCCGGCAAUAACUUACCUGCUUUACCGUUGUACAAUCUUUAUAACAAGAUCGAAUACUGAAUCGAAUACUCCGUAACACAAUUCAUACAUGUAAAACAUGUCUAUGUAUAUUUAUAAACAUUUCUUUGAACGAAGAUGUUUUACAUUUCGUAUAAUAACCUGCAUAUAUGUUUAAAUACGAGUAUUUCUCUGAUUGUAGCCUAUUAAAUACACCAUGUGUAUGUUAUUUUGUACUUUUUUAAUUUAGUGCUU